AUGGCUCUCCUAGUCAGCGAAUUUAUUCACUUCAAGCUCAAGCCUUCAGUAAAACCCGAGGAUCCCUCAAACGAAGAAGGCCAAGCACUACUCCAACUCUUCCAAACAGCCAAGCACCAAAGCGGAUAUAAAAGUUCAGCAUGGGGCAGAACAAUAGAGGACGAGAAUAUCAUAGUAUGGAUAGUUAACUGGGCCGACGCGCAUGAAGGAAUCCAACCACAACUCCUAGCUCCAUACCUCGAGCCCAACACACAAGUGAGCGUCAUCUUCACGACACUCACGCCAUCAAUCACCGAAACCGAGUCCCUAACCACCAACCCCGUCACGGAGCUGGUCGCGCUCACAUUUCCCAGCUCCCUGACGCCCGACGAGCAAAAGAAGCUCAAUGCCGAUCUGAUUGAGUUCCGGGCUGCGCUGACGGAGUUGCCUAAAGGUGGAAGGCCGAAGUCGUGGGCUAUGGCGCAGGUGGAGAGGCCUGGUACAUUGGACCAUGAGAAGAGUCCGUCUGGACAGGCGAUGUUGCAUCUUUUGGCUGUGGGGUGGGAGUCGGUGGAUGUGCAUAAGGCUGCCAGGGAGACGGAGGAGUUUAAGAGGACGAUUGCGCCUAUUAGGGAGAAGGCGAUUCCUUCUAUACCACCUUUGGGGAUGAAGCAUGUUUCUUUUAGGAAGGUUUGA
Molecule: messenger RNA, 675 nt
Organism: Aspergillus caelatus
Lineage: Eukaryota; Fungi; Ascomycota; Eurotiomycetes; Eurotiales; Aspergillaceae
Exons: 2
Coding region: 1-675 (224 amino acids)
Source: RefSeq, a predicted model, not a curated record